This is a messenger RNA of Parascedosporium putredinis, 1428 nucleotides long. Lineage: Eukaryota; Fungi; Ascomycota; Sordariomycetes; Microascales; Microascaceae. The record is from the annotation of a GenBank genome assembly.
AUGAAGCUCAGCUCCAUAGCCGCCUCCCUGCUCGGUCGCAGCAUCGCUGGAGUCCAAGCGAAUUCCCCACGGUCCGGAGAUGCCCUCGACACAAGACUCACACCGUCGCUUCGCGAUGAACCCUCCAGCAUACUCAAGCCCAAAGCCGCAUCCCAAAACGUCGUAAGCCUCAACAUGUGGCGGGACGAAAUAGACCCCAUAGCGAGCCACCUCCGCUUCACCAAGAGGAACAUCCUCCAAACAACCAUUGACAACAUGAUCACCUUCUACUUCGUCAACAUCACCUCCGAGUACUGCGGCGCCGCCCGCCGCCCCUGCCUCCGCGCCGGCACCUACAACGCCUCCCGCUCCUCCACGCACGCCCCCGUCGAGGACCAACCCUUCGACAUCACCUACGCCGACGGCACCGAAGCCUCGGGCGACUUCGUCACCGACACCCUCGCCCUCGGCGACGCCGACGUCGCCGACUUCCAGUUCGGCGUCGCCCUGCGCUCCAGCUCCGCCCACGGCGUCCUCGGCAUCGGCUACCCCCAGAACCAGGCCAACGUCAUCGUCUACGACGAGGAGCCCUACGAGAACCUGCCCGCCCGCCUCACCUCCCAGGGCGCCCACGGCGGCACCGUCCUCUUUGGCGGCCUCGACCGCGCCCGCUACACCGGGCCCCUCGUCACCGUCCCCAUCCAGCCCGAAAACGACCGCUACCGCCGCCUGCUCGUCACCCUCGACCGCCUCGCUCUCGACGACGACGGCGAUGACGACCUCGUCGCCGACGACAUGGCCCUCGCCGUCCUCCUCGACUCCGGCUCCACCCUCUCCUACCUCCCCGAGGCCGUCUGCCAGCCCAUCUACGCCGCCCUCGGCGCCACCUACGUCGACGACCUCGGCCUCGCCUUCGUCCCCUGCACCGACCCGGACCGCCCGGACCGCAACCUCACCUUCUUCUUCGACGACCCCCUCUCCAUCGUCGUCCCCUCCCGCGAGCUCAUCCUCGACCUCGCCACCAGCUCCCUCGGCGACGUCCCCGAUUUCGGUGACGGCGUCGACGCCUGCCUCGUCGGCAUCGCCCCCGCCGUGCGCCGCACCAGCGUCCUCGGCGACACCUUUAUGCGCUCCGCCUACAUCGUCUUCGACCUCGCCAACAACGAAAUCUCCAUGGCCCAGUCCGCCGUCGCCGACGGCAACGUCGCCGACCUCGAGUCCGAUAUCGUGGAGAUUGGCGACGGCGCCGACGCGAUCCCCGGUGCCAUGCGGGUCGACAAUCCCGUCGCGGCCAAGCAGGGGCUCAAUGUCGCCGACCCCACCGAGGACGAUGCCGCUACGACUGAGGGCUUCUUGGGGAGUGCUGCGCCGGUGCGGAACCUUGGCGGUGCGUCGACGACGAUGGCCGCGGUGCUUGCGCUGGUUGCGGCGGCGGCGGCGGCUCUCUGA